Messenger RNA from Pseudozyma hubeiensis SY62, 795 nucleotides. Its product is annotated as GTP-binding protein. Gene Ontology annotation, molecular function: GTP binding; GTPase activity. Bases 1 to 795 code for a protein of 264 amino acids. The transcript is spliced from 2 exons. Gene Ontology annotation, cellular component: endosome. The record is from RefSeq and is a predicted model, not a curated record. Lineage: Eukaryota; Fungi; Basidiomycota; Ustilaginomycetes; Ustilaginales; Ustilaginaceae.
AUGUCUGCUCAGGCUGCCAACAGUGCUACUGGCGAAGCUGCCGGUGCUGCCGCUGCCCCUCAGAAGCCGUUCCAGACCAAGCUCGUGCUUCUCGGUGAAGCCGCGGUGGGCAAGUCGUCCGUCGUGCUUCGCUUUGUUCAGAACGACUUCCAGGAGAACAAGGAGCCUACCAUCGGAGCUGCUUUCCUUACCCAAAAAUGCCGUCUCGAAGACCGACUGAUCAAGUUUGAGAUCUGGGAUACCGCAGGACAGGAGCGAUUCCACUCGCUCGCUCCCAUGUACUAUCGCAACGCCCAAGCCUCUGCCGUCAUCUACGACGUGACCAAAGCCAGCUCGUUCGAAAAGGCCAAAUCAUGGGUCAAGGAACUGCAGCGUCAAGCUAACCCCAACAUUGUCAUCGCGCUCGUCGGCAACAAGAUCGACCUGCUCAAAGAAGCAUCCUCUUCCUCCAACGCCAAUGCAGAGACGGAAGAAGAGGACGACGAUGAGACGGCAACCACCACACCGGAAGCGACGGGAGACUCGUUGAGGGCUGUACCGAAGGACGAAGCUGAGGCGUAUGCCAAGGAAGCCGGUCUGCUGUUCUUCGAGACUUCGGCCAAGACGGGUGAAGGUGUGGUGGAGGUGUUUACCGAGAUCGCAAAGAAGAUCCCGAUCGACUUGCAUCUGGCGAGAAACGCUGCUGCCGGCCCAGCCGGUGGGAACGGUGCCCGACAGGCGAGUGGUGGUCAGGCUGGUGGUGUCGAUCUGCAGAGCAACCAGCAGGGAAACAGAAAGGACGCUUGCAACUGUUGA